Scaptodrosophila lebanonensis is the source of this 2829-nucleotide messenger RNA. RefSeq names its product nuclear hormone receptor HR96 (gene Hr96). The coding region runs from base 267 to 2558 and encodes 763 amino acids. Gene Ontology annotation, biological process: cell differentiation; positive regulation of transcription by RNA polymerase II; negative regulation of transcription by RNA polymerase II. Lineage: Eukaryota; Metazoa; Arthropoda; Insecta; Diptera; Drosophilidae. Gene Ontology annotation, molecular function: nuclear receptor activity; RNA polymerase II cis-regulatory region sequence-specific DNA binding; zinc ion binding. The transcript is spliced from 5 exons. The record is from RefSeq and is a predicted model, not a curated record.
UGUUAGUCAAUUGGAGCUCGAGCGAUGGACAAUUAAUUAAGAUAUGUGGUGAUAACAAGAUUGAAGCUAGUGAAUUACCGUUGUGAUGGGCAUUAUGUGCAACGAAUAAGUUUUAAGUGGGUGCCGAAAUGUUUAAGGGAAUCGAGAGGCCGUGAACGCUAGAUCUAACAUUGCACUACACGUUAGGACAACAAAAACAAAAGCAAUUACAAAAAAAAAUCAAUCACAUUUCUAAUUAACCACCGGAGGAGGUGCUGGAAGAAACGAUGUCACCGCCAAAAAAUUGUGCAGUGUGCGGCGACAAAGCUUUAGGUUACAAUUUUAAUGCCGUUACGUGCGAGAGCUGCAAAGCGUUCUUUCGUCGGAACGCUUUGGCGAAAAAACAAUUUACCUGCCCAUUCAACCAAAACUGCUCGAUAACCGUUGUCACCCGCCGCUUUUGUCAGAAGUGCCGCCUGAAAAAAUGCAUAGACAUAGGGAUGAAGAGCGAGAAUAUCAUGUCCGAGGAAGACAAACUGAUCAAGCGCAGGAAAAUCGAGAACAACCGAGCCAAGCGUCGCAUGAUGGAGCAUGGAGGGACAGAUGGCGAUGCCGAGGAAACGAAAGGAGGUGAGCGUGCUGUGGCCGACAGCAGCAGCAAUGUGGAUAUGUACGCAGGCUCACAGGACUCGCAUAGCUGCGGCUCAGCUGAUAGUGGUGCGAAUAUUACGGUGGGCCCCACAAGCUCCACCGCUUCGAGCAAAUACGUAAAGGACCGGCUGUCUGCCAUUGAUCCGAUGCUGAUGACGGCCGAAGAAAUGGUGGAAUGCAUUGUUUCCGAUCCAGAUCGCGCCUCUCAAGCCAUUAAUAGGAUUAUGCGCACCCAAAAGGAGGCCAUUUCGACCAUGGAAAAGAUAAUCAGCUCACAAAAAGAUGCCUUAAAACUUGUUUCGCAUUUGAUCGACUAUCCAGGUGACGGUCUCAAAAUCAUAAGCAAAAUAAUGAACUCGCCAUUCAACGCUUUGACAGUAUUCACUAAAUUUAUGAGCUCGCCCACGGAUGGGUUGGAAAUCAUUUCAAAGAUUGUUGAUUCGCCACAGGAUGUGGUCGAGUUUAUCAAGAACCUGAUGCAAUCGCCCGAAGAUGGCAUUAACAUCAUGAACAAAUUCAUGAACACGCCUGCAGAAGCUCUCAAAAUGUUAAACCGCAUUUUUAAUGGCACAAAUGCUGCCGCUGAUGGCAUUAAACCGGUGCUGGGCGAGCCCCCCAUAGCCACCCAUGAGCCCCAGAGCGCACAGGCACUAACCGAGCGAGUCGAGACUGUAAUACAGACCAUGCUCAAUAGUUCACCAUCGGCGAGCAGCAUGACCCCAGUGGACCCCAUGACACCAGUGAUGGCCUCGCCUCUGAGCAGCGUUCAGAGUCCGCCCAGCAAUGGAGCCAUUGAUUUGAAUUACCAGUCGCCGAUAAGUACUAGCCAAUCAGCGGAUGAGCUGCCCAGCACUUCGGCCAGCAGUCACCCACUGCCCUACAUUGCCAAUUCGCCGGAUUUCGAUUUAAAAACAUUCAUGCAAACCAACUACAACGAUGAGCCGAGCCUUGACGCUGAUCUGAGUAUCAAUUCUAUCGAAUCAGUGCUCUCAGAGGUCAUACGCAUUGAGUAUCAGGCUUUCAAUAGUCUGCACACCUCGCGCAUUAAGGACGAGCAGUAUCAUGUCGGCGGCAUGAUGCACUCCCCCUACAUGCAGAAUGGCUACACAGGCUGCAAUGCGAUCAAUGCACAGCAUCUGCAACAUCAGCAGCCGAUCUGUGCGCCAUCGAGCAUGCUAAUGGAACGGGACCUGAACGAGGCUGAGCAAAUGAAACUGCGUGAGUUGCGCAUAGCUAGUGAAGCACUCUUUGACCCAGUGGAUGAGGAUCUAAGCGUCCUGAUGAUGGGCGAUGAACGUAUCAAGCCCGAAGAUACACGUCACAAUCCCAAACUUUUGCAACUCAUCAAUCUGACGGCGGUGGCCAUUAAACGGCUUAUCAAAAUGGCCAAAAAGAUUAGUGCAUUCCGCGACAUGUGCCAGGAGGAUCAGGUGGCAUUACUUAAAGGAGGCUGCACUGAAAUGAUGAUAAUGCGUUCAGUCAUGAUUUACGACGAUGAUCGCAACUCAUGGAAGGUGCCACACACCAAAGAAAACAUCGCCAAUAUUCGCACUGAUCUGUUGAAAUUCGCCGCAGGCAAUGUCUACGAAGAGCAUCUAAAGUUUAUAUCCACAUUCGAUGAAAAGUGGCGCAUUGAUGAGAACAUUAUACUGAUUAUGUGUGCCAUCGUGCUCUUCACGCCAGCCAGGUCACGCAUCAUUCAUAAGGACGUCAUCAGGUUGGAACAGAAUUCCUAUUAUUAUCUUCUGCGAAGAUAUCUGGAGAGCGUUUAUUCAGGCUGUGAGGCCAAAAAUGCCUUCAUCAAGUUAAUCCAAAAGAUUUCAGAUGUGGAGCGUCUGAACAAGUUUAUCAUAAAUGUGUAUUUGAAUGUGAAUCCCUCACAAGUGGAGCCUUUAUUACGUGAAAUAUUCGAUUUAAAAAAUCACUGAAACGAAUUCUAUGGCACAUAAAAUGUCGCGUGUUAUUUGUUGUUCAUUCUAUAGUCUAUUAACUGCACUUUGUUUUGUUUGUUCGCUUAUAAAAAUUUAGAUUUAAACUCAAUGUGAUUGUUAGAUUUGCCGAUACUAUAUAUAUAUAUACAAAUAGAUUUUAUAUUUCUACAAACAAAGAGCAUAUUUAGGAUAAAGAGUGCAAAGCAUCACAAACUGAAAUGUACACACUAAACUUAGUUUUGAAUAAACUAUAAACAAAGCAACAAUA